CUUCCCUCCAAAACUCAUCCUUGCUGCAGGGAGGAGCAGUGAGCAUCCGUCUCACUGUAUUCAAGAAAACGGAUAUAUACAGUACUUUUUCUUCUUUUUUAAAACUUUUCAUUGCUUAUGUUCAAAACCUUUUAUAUCAUCUAUUAUAUGCACAAGGGGUUUCAACGCGGAACCUUCUAGCUAUCAUCUGUCUUGAAGAAGGGCGCGGGUUUUUCAGUUGAAUAGGGAAGUCGUCUCAUUUUAUUUCCUGCGCCAAAAAAAUGCAAUGACAUGGUCAGUACAAUAAAACCUCGAUGAGAGGAGCGCGAGCCGGUGGGAAGUGUGCUGCAUAACUGCCUGAGAUAAUGCUGUUGACACGCGCAGCCUGGAGCUGCUGCUGAGGGAGGAACAGACAGUCCUGUACAGUCAGGGAGCUACUCACAGAGAGGAACCAUGUCCCACCACCACCACAGGAACAGCCAGGGCAGCCACCGCACAAUGAGCGCCGAGGAGAGGAGCUCCACGCCCAUCCGCCACCACAAGACACCUACACACAAGAGCGCCUCGUCCUCCUCCUCAUCCCAGCGCGACGGCCGGCAGGAGGCAGACAGCUGGGAAAUCAUUGAGGGGCUGAAAAUCGGUCAGAGCAACGUCCAGAGGCCAGAUAAACACGAGGGCUUCAUGCUGAAGAAGCGAAAAUGGCCACUGAAAGGCUGGCACAAGCGUUUUUUUGUCCUGGACAAUGGGAUGCUGAAGUACUCCAAGUCACCAAUUGAUAUUCAGAAAGGCAAGCUGCAUGGCUGCAUUGAUGUGGGUCUCUCUGUCAUGUCCAUCAAGAAGAGAGCCCGUCGCAUUGACUUGGACACAGAGGAGCAUCUCUACCACCUCAAGAUCAAGUCUCCAGACAUCUUUGACUCCUGGGUGGUCAAGCUGCGCUACCACCGUCUCUACCGGCAGAAUGAGAUCGUCCGCUCCCCCCGAGACGCCACCAUGAGGACGUUUCCUCCCCCUGCCAGCACCGAGUCCCCCAUCCCUCACCCCCACCCAGCCCCCUCCCCCGCUGCAGGACAACAUGAAGUAAAGCAGACCAAGCCCACCAGCCUUCCACCAUGGCAGUCCCCCCCGGCCCCCAGGAGCAGAACCAGUCCCCCAACAUGGCAGUCCCCCCCUGCCCCCAGUAGCAGCACCAGCCUCCCACCAUGGCAGUCCCCCCCAGCCCCCAGUAGCAGCACCAGUCUUCCACCAUGGCAGUCCCCCCCAGCCCCCAGUAGCAGCACCAGUCUUCCACCAUGGCAGUCCCCCCAGGCCCCCAGUACCAGGAGCAGCUUGCCUGCCUCCUACAGUAACGGGCAGAGCAAGGUGGCCGCAUGGCUCCAGGAGUCAGAGGAGAUGGACAAGUGUACAGAGGAGCUCGCCCGCUGCCAGUCCAGCCUGAUUGAGCUGAGCAAGUUACUGCAGAGCCUGGAGGGCCUACAGAGGACCCAGUCAGCGCCCAAUUUCACUGACAUGCAGGUCCCCUCUCUCCCUGUGAGUGCCAGUAUGUCGCCCACGCGCCUCCACUCCUCCAACCCCAACCUGUGCGCUGAGCAGGUGGACUUCCAGACCCCUGUCUCUCGCCAGAUUCCUGACAACAUGGAGUGUGGCGGUGACUACAUCAAACUACAGGAGGACUUCUGCCUCAUCGCCCAGAAAGUCCACUCCAUGUUGAAGUCUGCGUUCAACACAGUGGCCAUGGAGAAGGAGAAGAUCAAAUCUGUUCUCUCAGACCAGGAGCAGUCAGAGCGGUCUGCCCAGGUCAUCACCCUCAGGAAGUCUCUGUCACAGGCCCUGUCCCAAAACGCUGAGCUUAAAACCCGACUGGGCCGCAUCCACUCUGAGUCGGUCCUGUCUGAACAAACAAUCAGUGUGAACCUCAUCACCAGUCCUGAUGAGGAGGGGGAGCAGAGGGGAAUCCCUCUGACUCAACAGACGUCCAAUGAGAGCAGGCUGUCGAUGUCAGAGUCUGUGUCGGAGUUCUUCGACGCCCAGGAAGUGCUGCUGUCGGCCAGCUCGUCAGAGAACGAGGCCUCAGACGAUGAAUCAUACGUCAGCGAUGUGAGUGAUAACAUUUCAGAAGACAAUGCCAGCGUGACUGAUAACGUCUCCAGACAAAUGCCCAACGGAGACCUGGCUGGAAGUGCCUUCCGUAAUGGGCGUCGCCCGUGUCUCCCCGCCCCCUCGCCAGACUGCAGCAACAUCAACCUGUGGAACAUCCUGAGGAACAACAUAGGGAAGGACCUGUCCAAGGUGUCCAUGCCUGUGGAGCUCAACGAGCCCCUCAACACCCUGCAGCACAUGUGUGAAGAGCUGGAGUACACUGAGCUACUAGACAGGGCUGCCGAUACGGAGGACCCUUAUGAACGCAUGGCCAUUAUGGCAGCGUUCGUCAUCUCAGGAUACUCCUCCACGUACUACAGAGCGGGAAGCAAGCCAUUCAACCCUUUACUGGGAGAGACGUAUGAAUGUAUCCGUGAGGACAAGGGCAUGUGUUUUAUCGCUGAGCAGGUGAGCCACCAUCCACCCAUAUCAGCUUGUCACGCUGAUUCCAACAAGUUCACCUUCUUGCAAGACGUCAGAUGGAAAAACAAAUUCUGGGGGAAAUCAAUGGAAAUCCUCCCAAUUGGCACCGUUAAUGUUAUCCUUCCAAGCUUUGGGGACCACUAUGAAUGGAACAAGGUCACCACCUGCGUGCACAACAUCCUAAGCGGGAGAAGGUGGAUCGAACACUACGGAGAGAUCACCGUUAGAAACACCAAAAGCAGCGCCUGUAUCUGCAAACUUACCUUCGUCAAGGGAAAUUACUGGAGUUCUAAUGUGAAUGAGGUUCAAGGGUUUGUGAUGGACCAAGAGGGGAAGGUGGUGCGUCGGCUGUUCGGAAAAUGGCACGAGGGCCUUUACUGUGGAGUCCCGCCCUCUGCCAGAUGCAUCUGGAGGCCAGGCUCCAUGCCCACAGACUACGAGCUGUAUUAUGGCUUUACCAGGUUUGCCAUUGAGCUCAAUGAGCUUUGCCCUGAGAUGCAAGACCUGCUACCACCCACAGAUGCCCGCUUCAGACCCGAUCAGAGACACCUGGAGGAGGGGAAUGUGGAAAUGGCAGCCUCAGAAAAGCAGCGUAUUGAGGACAUGCAGCGCACCAGGAGGAAGUGGCAAGACGAGAACGACAUUAAGCAUGAACCACGCUUCUUCAAGAAAGUGGUUGAUGCCAAUCAAAGGGAGCGCUGGGUCACUAACAACACCUACUGGGAGCUUCGCAAAUCCCCCGGCUUCAUCAACAUGGAAAACCCUAAUCUAUGGUAGCAUAUGGAUCGCUAUGCACACCAUAUCAUCAUCGCUGACAAAGGCUUUUAUCUAUGCACAAUGAGGUUUUCAAAUGAAUAUCUCAUUGACAAAAUAACAGUGUGGAAGGAUACAAGAGCUGAGAUGAGUUGAUGACUUACCAUCGCCCUAUUCAGCUGGCCAGUCACCCAUUCAAGCAUCCUCUUGGAUCCCCCUCAUUGAGCUUGGUGCGGAGGCUGGGUUGUCAGGGCAACAAUCUUACCAUGUAGAUCUAUCCUAAGUCGUUUUGUGUUUGUCCUUGCCUUAAUGUCAUCUAUCCACACCACACAUUUUAAAGCUUUUAGUGAAACCCACUUGAGUUCUGAUAGCGGUUUGAUUUAGACUAGUGUUUGUUCUGAAAGCGGUUUGAUUUAGACUAGUGUUUGGAUUAGGCCUUUGACCUACUACUAAUGUAUGUGUCAUGCAUGUUUUAGAGUUCAGCUUUCAUUGGCAUAUCCUAUAUAGACUAACAUUAUUUGUUUUAAAAACAAAAAGAAAAUAAAGAAGUCUGAAGUUUUUGUAAAAUAUCUUCAACAUCAUAGAAUUGAGUGAAAAUUUAACUAAUAUACAAUAUUGGAAGAUUGCUCUUAUUUCUUUUUUUUUUAAUUAGCCAUUUGCAUUAGUUCAGUCUGAAUCAUAGCUGUAUUCUUUAUUGGGUCACACAUUCUUUGUGAAAGUUAGAGAUUCUCCGGUAGUUUUGUAUAGUUUUUAGCCAGUAGUUCUGAAAGUAGCACUCACGAGCCAAAAAAAAUAGGAAAAUUGUGUACUACAUCACGUAUGUGCAGAUUUGUGCACCACAUCAUUGCUCUGUCUCCCUCUCUCUCUCUCUGCUGUGUGUGCAUGAUGUGCCUCUUGUUAGCUGUCACUCAAAUGGUUGAAGCUCAUUGGUUGAACUCAAAUUUCUAGGGGGCUGGACCACGUGGUGGAAAAUGGUGCAGCUCAGCUUCCAGAAAAACAGUCACUUUCAAACUAGGGAUUGUGUGUGUCUAAUUGAGGUAAAAACCAUAAUUCUGCAUGUAUGAACUAUACAUUAGCCCCGUUUAUACCUGCCACUUACGUGCGUCCUUCAUCCUGAUCUUGCCAGUAUACAAUUGUAAGGUCUGAUCAAACUCAGUUCACAAUGUGUCUUUUAUAUUGAUCUACACCUGUCUAAAAAUGUGGCACAAUCAGAAUGAGGACAAGAACAGGACAAAGGGCGCAUGUUAUUGACAGGUAUAAACGUGGCUAUUGACACAUCUAGCCCAAAGCGAGAGGUUUAAAAAAAUGUAAAAAAAUAUAUUUUUAAAAAACGUAUUAGUCGCCAAAGUUCCGGAACACGUCUUUAAUUUGUUUUAAUCACUGGUAUUGGUGAAGGUCAUUGCUGUGUGCCGAGACGUUUUCUCAGCAACUCCCAAAGACAAAACCCCUUGAGUUGAGACGUUUAUAGUUCCAGUUUGGCUAGUUGAGGGAGACUGGCCCAACAGCUGAUACAUAAGCACUGGAAAGUGCCUCCCUUUUUCGAAGCACACCCCCCUCGUCACUCAUCACAACGGUUUAAGCUACAGACAAUACUUCCUUGUAACUAACUUUUACAUGUAUAGACAAUUCUGCUUUCUGUUAUUCAGCUCACACGAAAACUAUUUUUGAUAGUUUAAGAAAGGAAAAAAAAGGUAUGAAUAUAAUUUGAAUGUUCUUUAAUUUCCUGUAAUACAAUUGAUCUGUGUUGUUGUCUGAGUGUUAUAGUGAGAAUCCUAGCCUGCAGUAGAACUAUAAAGACAUGCCAGCAUCCAAGACAUCUGAUAUGGUGAUAUGACGACAUACCUACUGGCCGUGUGCCCAUCCCUUCUAAAGAAUCUAUUUAAACCCGGGUCACUUGUCUGGAUACAUGGUUACACCGACUCAUCUUUGAUACAGGUCUAUGUAUAAUGUGGUAGCUGGUUGGCUAGUUAGUGUAUUUCCCUUUCACGUUAUUUUUCCAACUAAGCCCCUCAGUGAAAUGACAAGCGUAGUGAAAGUGGAGUAGUAGUCCUGCUGUCCUGUAGCAGUAUAGAGGUCAACGCGUCCUCUACUGGGAACCACGUGACCUCUACUGGGAAGCACAUGACCUCUACUGGGAACCACAUGACCUCUACUGGGAAGCACGUGACCUCUACUGGGAAGCACGUGACCUCUACUGGGAAGCACGUGACCUCCACUGGGAACCACGUGACCUCUAAUGGGAACCACGUGACCUCUAAUGGGAACACCGUGACCUCUAAUGGGAAGCACGUGACCUCUACUGGGAAGCACGUGACCUCUACUGGGAACCACGUGACCCCUACUGGGAUCCACAUGAUCAUUGGAGAGUCACAACUACACCAGACUGACUGACUAGAUACCCCCACUUAUACAACUACAGUACACCAGACUGACUGACUAGAUACCCCCACUUAUACAACUACAGUACACCAGACUGACUAGAUACCCCCACUUAUACAACUACAGUACACCAGGCUGACUGACUAGAUACCCCACUUAUACAACUACACCAGACUGACUGACUAGAUACCCCCACUUAUACAACUACACCAGACUGACUGACUAGAUACCCCCACUUAUACAACUACAGUACACCAGACUGACUGACUAGAUACCCCCACUUAUACAACUACACCAGGCUGACUGACUAGAUACCCCCACGUAUACAACUACAGUACACCAGGCUGACUGACUAGAUACCCCCACUUAUACAACUACACCAGGCUGACUGACUAGAUACCCCCACGUAUACAACUACAGUACACCAGGCUGACUGACUAGAUACCCCCACUUAUACAACUACAGUACACCAGACUGACUGACUAGAUACCCCCACUUAUACAACUACACCAGGCUGACUGACUAGAUAGCCCCACUUAUACAACUACAGUACACCAGGCUGACUGACUAGAUAUCCCCACAUACAAGUGUAUUGUAAAACACAAGGGAUGCCUAUUUGCCAGUUCUUUGACUAUACAUAACAGAUUCCCAUAGACAUAUUAAUUUGUGUUAUGUAAAAGAGGCCAAGGGACAAAAUUAUUUUACAACGUUCAGAAUUAUUUUGCUUUUGCAAAUCCUUUAACGUGGCAGAAUGUUGAUGUUAAAGCCAAAGACAAAUGUUUUUUUAAUUAUAGAAAAAAUAUCAACUCAUUCUAGUUAUGGUGUUUUCAUUAUGUAGUUAACCACACAGAGAAAAAGCUAUUAUAUUUGAUUAUCCUUUAAACAAGUGUCCAGUUCCUAGAAUUUACUGCUAUGAUGUUGUCCUUAACCAUUCACCAAUACAAUUUUAAAAGGUUUAGAUUAUUACUGCCAAACAGCUUUAGUGUAUAUUUGACGUCCCCCCUUCCCUCUUGUCAUUGUGUGUCGCAGUCCAUUCACAAUGGUUCAGUGUGUUAGAUUACCACAGAAUCUGUAACGAUACAUUAUACAUUUGGAUUAUAUUGAUUUGUUCUUUGUUUUUGUUCUAGUGAAGCCGGAAAUUGAAACGAGGAAAGUGAUCCUACGUUAGAAAUAUAUAGACUGGAAACGUUCAACUAUAAAGUCUUAACUAUUAUUUUCGUGUGUAAUGUCCAGUACUGAAGAUUAAGACAGAAAAACAAUUAAGAUAUGACUACAAACGUCAUAUCGUAGCCAUGUAUUCAGAAAUCGAAUUUGUUUGUCCGCUGUCACUUCCAUUUGAUGUGCCUUAAUACAUUUGAUUAACGCCUCGCACACAAUGUUGAUAAGAAAC
Messenger RNA from Oncorhynchus mykiss (rainbow trout), 7060 nucleotides. Its product is annotated as oxysterol-binding protein-related protein 6. NCBI's taxonomy places the organism in Eukaryota, Metazoa, Chordata, Actinopteri, Salmoniformes, Salmonidae. Gene Ontology annotation, molecular function: cholesterol binding. The record is from RefSeq and is a predicted model, not a curated record. Gene Ontology annotation, cellular component: cytosol; nuclear membrane; perinuclear endoplasmic reticulum.